AUGACAGCGGCACAACAGAAUCGCCUUCAAGAACACUGGGUGCCUAAUGCUGCUUCUACAAUAUCGAUGGUAGUUGGUAUAUCCAACAAUAUUGAGCAGCAAACUCAAAUGGAAGAAUAUGAAUUUAAGCAGGCUAGGCACGCUAGAACGGACAGAAUGCUGACGAGAACUUUUGCGCCUCCUAAAUGUGCCGUGCUUUUCGACCAUUUGCGACUUGCACACUGGGGUUAUUUUGGUAUUCCGUUUGGAGUAACGCCCUGGUUUGAUAGACGUCUCUUGCCUACCACGGCUGAUGAGCCACAUGCUGUUCAUCUUCAUCGGGUGCUCAGUGCUCAUCUCGGGCUUUUAGAAUUGCACCGAGAUUUUGCACAAGAGGCCAUAAAGUCAGCAAAAGAGAGCGGCAUGACUGAACAAGCAGCCGAAACCUUCGCCUUACGGAAAGUUAUGCUAGACUUGGGAAAGGCAAUAGACCCGAAACAAACAGAUAUGGACAUUUUUGUCAAGGAAUUCGACUUGAGAAUUAAAUAUGCGAAGAGAAUUGCAAGCCUCGUUGAUGCGAUUGGCGUUACAGAGGUUCUUAUGAUCUCUUUCGAUGAAGACGAGAUUACGUUGCCCCAUGAUAUUCCAAAGCUUACUUCCCUUGAAACGGAUGAUGAUGAAUGGACAUACGUGCUCUCUCAACUUCUCAAUCCAUCUUUACAGCUAAAGGAGACAUGCCUUCGGCUGUCUGGAAUCGUCCAUAUGAUACAAGAGUUGGAUGGGAUGGGAAAUUCUGGACUCAGGACUUUCUUGGCUCAAGAGAUCCGACGAAGGGUUGACGAUGUCUUCGGAGCAAUCGAUGAAAGUGAUGAGGAUGACAGCAGUAUGGCAGAUCUAGAGACAGAAAUCUUUUAG
This is a messenger RNA of Penicillium macrosclerotiorum, 894 nucleotides long. RefSeq lists its product as uncharacterized. The record is from RefSeq and is a predicted model, not a curated record. The transcript has a single exon. Bases 1 to 894 code for a protein of 297 amino acids. Lineage: Eukaryota; Fungi; Ascomycota; Eurotiomycetes; Eurotiales; Aspergillaceae.